CCCGGAAAAAGCACCUGCACUGAGAAGUUGUAAACAGACACCUCUUACAAGCAGACAUCAUAACUACAGAAGCUUAUCUUUCGGUUGAUCAUCAGGGAAGGGACAAGGAAGUUUGAAGCAAUAAAGAAAGUGAAGUGAAAUAAAUCUGCGGCUUUACACGCGUUGUCAGAACUCAUAAGGAGACAGAGCUGCGAACACAGGAUCUGACUAUUUACACGGAUUACAGCACACCUGCCACAAAAGCGUCAGCCAGAAGCCUUCUUUUGGAGAACUACACCUGUUUGGUUGGCCAGUACAGGUGCACAAUGUCAAGUUCACCCGAAGUGUGGCUCACAGAGUCUUCAAAUACCAUGGUGGAUGUAGAAAAGACUUCAUUAACUCAGCCAGAAUGCUCCAUCUGUUUCAAUGCUUAUGAUAACAUUUUCAAAACCCCAAAACUUCUGGAAUGUACACACACAUUCUGUUUGGAAUGUGUAGCCAGACUUGUAGCGUCCACACCUGCAGAUCAAUGCACAGAAGGUAUCUCAUGCCCAUUCUGUAGGCAGCCAACAUCAAUCCCAGCAGAUGGGGUCCCUGGGCUUCGAACCAGCCAAGAGGUGCUCUCCAACCUUCCAGCCCACCUUCAGCAUGAAGAACCAGUCUGGAUUGAAGGCAACAAGCUGUGCUAUAAACGUCCAUUAGGAUCUGAAACUGAUACGAGUGAUUUUUGCAUUUGCAUAAAUGUUGGACUCACUAAAGCAGACAACAUGUCUAGGUCAACAGGACAUAGCGGUAAUCUUUUAGGUCAGUGUGGACUCUUACAUGACUGGAAACGGCUGCUAAUUCUUAUUGUUUUAAUCUUAAUUUUAGUUUGCAUUAUACUCUGGCCUGUUCAGUGCAUUUUCACCACAGGUAAUUUCCGUUGUAUACGGCACCCAGAUUUUACAGAUCUGUUUCAAACAAGUACACCAACAGCUUUCACAAGCUCAUAAGACAGUAAGUGGGUUUUAGAUGACACAAGUGCCAUGUAUGAGUAACUAUUCCCUUGCUUAAGGUUACUUCAAGACAUGAACUAAUUUCUUGCAUGAGGUCAUGUAAUAAAGAUCAUAAAAUAUGAAUCAUUGGGAGUUACAUGACAAUUCCUGCAUAAUUGUGGUAUUACACACAUUUUUCGUGGACAUGUAUUUUUCGGGGUAGUUCUUUAGUACCUGGCAUUAAAAAAAAUACGGAUUAAACAGAAAGUGCAUUCCACUUGAGCAGAAGUGGUUUCAUGCAUCUAGAUUUGAAAGAUCAUAACAUCUACAUGGACAAAAAAACUUUGUGUUGCAUCAAACUAUAUUUUGUUUAAUAUUUUCUUGAAAGAAAGUUUAUUUGGGGAAGAAGUGUGGUGGAAUUAACAGUGGUUUGUAACAAAGUACUGUACUCAUUAACUGAGGAUUGUGGUACUAUGGUUGUGGUGUAUGUGUACUGGGGAGGUUAUUACAACCAUUAAGAAACAUCUUUAUAUUCAGCACCAGUCAAGCUGUUUGUAAUUCUCCGAACACCCAUCAGUGACAAUGAAUGCAGGUGUUUAUAAAUAUCUGAACUCACAUUAGUGAUGAUGAAUGAAGGUGUUUUAUUUUGUAUUGUUGGUGCUGGAGAGGUAACUUGUACAUUUGCUCUCACUUCCUUCAUAGCUUAUGGCUGUUGACUGUUUUAUUAACAGUACUUGGUUUAGCCAAUUUGUUUCCUUUGGCCCUCAGGAAGAUUUUAAAAUUAGAUGGCAUAUUGGGGGAGGUCAGCUUCAACUAAAGUAAAUUCCUCCAUGAAAUUAACAUUGAAUAAGUACUGCAUUUCAUCACUGGAAUAUUAACACAGAACUGUAGCAUGAUGUCAUAAUGUGAUGUUUGGCUAAUGUUGCAUCACAGAGUUUAAACAGGUCUCUGUCCAAAUUACUGGCUAGUUUGUACAACUUUGAAAUGUAUGUAAAUGUAUGCAUUUGCAUUAUACAGUACAUGAGCCUUACUCUGACAGUUUUAUGAUAUAAAACAAAUUACUACAAUAAUUAAGUUAUUGCAUUAAUACCUGCUGACAAUCAAGAGUAUAAUUGCUUGUAAUGGCUUGCACAUUGGUUAACUUGUUUAUAUGUUAUUUGUUACCUUGGAAUCUGUACAGUCACUUGUUAAAUAUGAGAAGGAACAAUUUAUUGUGCAAGCAAGACAAGUCAGUAUGAUAUAUUUUUCCUUGUAUUGCAAUUUUGUUGUACUGCAGCAACUAUAAACAGGUUAACUAACUGAUAAAAGAAGAACUUACUGUCUGUCAUGGAACAAAAGGAAUAUAGAUACUGAGAGUGACAGCUAAAUCCAAUACAAUCCUUGUUGUAAUUUUAUAACAGCACUACAUGCACCUACAUUUUUAUACAGUAAAUAUUUUCAAAUUAAAUUGUAAAAAUAAUAAUUGCUUUUUUACAACUCUUUAUACAAUUUUGUAAUAAAAUAAUACAUUUUUAAAU
Molecule: messenger RNA, 2470 nt
Organism: Protopterus annectens (West African lungfish)
Lineage: Eukaryota; Metazoa; Chordata; Ceratodontiformes; Protopteridae
Gene: RNF223
Product: ring finger protein 223
Exons: 2
Coding region: 306-971 (221 amino acids)
Biological process (GO): protein ubiquitination
Molecular function (GO): ubiquitin protein ligase activity
Source: RefSeq, a predicted model, not a curated record